CACGUGAUUAUUUACGAAUAUUUCCAUGACAACAUUCAACUAAGAAUCUGAAUCUGUUGAGAAAAUUUAUUUUUGCGAAAUCCAGGUUUAUUUGGUAUUUCCUUUAUUUAAAGCUACCGGGGACGUUCGCUUUACAAUCAUGCCUCCCAAAAAGGGCAAAGGUAAGAAGGGAAAGAAGGGAAAAAAGAAGUCGGCAAAACCAAAAACCCCCACAGUAGUCGAUGGAAUGUCUACUGAAGAAAUGUCCAAGGAGCAGCUGGAGGAACACAUUGGUCGAUUGAGAGAAGAACUUGACCGAGAAAGAGAAGAAAGAAAUUAUUUCCAACUUGAAAGGGACAAGGUAAACACAUUCUGGGAGAUUACUAAGAAACAACUCGAUGAAAAGAAAGCUGAACUUCGUAAUAAAGAUCGUGAGAUGGAAGAUGCUGAAGAGAGACAUCAGAUUGAGAUCAAAGUCUACAAACAAAAAGUGAAGCAUCUUUUGUACGAACAUCAAAACAACAUUUCCGAGCUCAAGACCGAGUCGUCUAUCGCCCUCAAGCGGGCACAAGAGGACCACAGGCUACAGGAGUCGGAGUUAAGGAAAGAUAAGCGAGCGUUGAAAGUGAACAUCAAGGAGCAGGAAUUGUCGCACGAGGACGCCGAUAAAGACCUCAGGAUGAAACAAGAUGGUAACAUUACUGCAAUGAGAGAGGAUUUUGAAAGGCAAGCAAAAGAGAUUGAAGCGAAAUACGAGAAGAAGAUGCGAGUCCUUCGAGAUGAGCUGGAGCUUCGUAGGAAGACAGAGAUCCACGAGAUUGAAGAGAGGAAGAACGGACAGAUCAACGCGCUCAUGAAGAAUCAUGAAAAAGCUUUCUCCGAUAUCAAGAAUUAUUAUAAUGACAUCACACUCAAUAACCUUGCCCUUAUCAACUCACUGAAGGAGCAAAUUGAGGAGAUGAAGAAGAAAGAGGAGCGAAUGGAGAAGGAGAUGGGAGAGAUACAACUACAGAACAGAAGGUUGAUCGAACCUUUACAGAAAGCAAGGGAAGAAGUCGAGAAUCUUCGUAAACAACUGACUAAUUAUACCAAGGACAAAGCUUCACUGGCUAGUUCCAAAGCACGGUUGAAAGUGCUUGACAAAGAGAAGAAGGGACUUGAGUGGGAGCAUGAGGUGUUGGAACAAAGGUUUGAAAAGACACAAUCGGAGCGCGACGAACUCUAUCGUAAGUUUGUGAAAGCGAUCCACGAGGUCCAACAGAAAAGUAACUUCAAGAACCUUCUGCUCGAGAAGAAACUCUCAGCACUUGCAGAUUCCCUCGAGAAGAAGGAGGCGCAACUUAACGAGGUUCUCUCUGCGUCCAAUCUUGAUCCUACAGCUCUCACUGUGGUCACCAGGAAGCUGGAGGUAAGAUGGUUCAUAUAGUGGGGUAAGAUGGUU
Molecule: messenger RNA, 1420 nt
Organism: Ciona intestinalis (vase tunicate)
Lineage: Eukaryota; Metazoa; Chordata; Ascidiacea; Phlebobranchia; Cionidae
Source: RefSeq, a predicted model, not a curated record